Molecule: messenger RNA, 667 nt
Organism: Amaranthus tricolor (Joseph's coat)
Lineage: Eukaryota; Viridiplantae; Streptophyta; Magnoliopsida; Caryophyllales; Amaranthaceae
Product: probable calcium-binding protein CML45
Exons: 1
Coding region: 107-580 (157 amino acids)
Molecular function (GO): calcium ion binding
Source: RefSeq, a predicted model, not a curated record
UUCACUACACAAAUCUAUGAUCCAAUCAAAAAAUAUUAGAGAGCAAUAGUAGUCAUCUUCAAAUGGUGGAAAUUUCUUUAUUUUCAACCUUAAAAAAGCAUCAAACAUGUUUUUAUCCACCUGCUUCAAGACCCUUAACUUUCUUUAUAAUUUGGUAUUUUCCUUUUUCAUUAAGCCACUUAAUUUUACGAGUAGAGUUGAAACUAAACAUAUCAGACCGAUAAUUCACCAGAAUGAAAUGAAAUUCGAUAUAAGUCCAAGUGAGAUCAAUAUGGUCAUGAAAGAAUUAGGAAUAGUGUCCGAGGGUUUUGAUGAUGAAGACAAGGAGGUUUUUAAGGGAAUGUUUGGUGAGGAAGAGCCUAAUUUGGAGGAAAUUUGGGAAGCUUAUAAGAUAUUUGACGUGAAUAAUGAUGGGUUUAUUGAUGCAAAGGAAUUGGGAAGGGUACUUUGUUGUUUGGGAUUCUUAAAGGAAGGAUUGGAUAUAGAAAAGUGUAAGAAGAUGAUUAGUGGUUUUGAUAGAGAUAAUGAUGGCUUACUUGAUUUUAAUGACUUCCUUAAGAUUAUGCACACUUGUUUGUGAAAACAACUCGCUAUUAUUAUUCAUCGUCAUCUUUUUCAUUUUAUCACCACCUCCUAAUGAAAUUAUGAUUUUGCCCCUAGACUUAAA